Molecule: messenger RNA, 938 nt
Organism: Dentiscutata erythropus
Lineage: Eukaryota; Fungi; Glomeromycota; Glomeromycetes; Diversisporales; Gigasporaceae
Source: the annotation of a GenBank genome assembly
AGAUAAGAAUAAAAAAACUACUUUAUACUUAUUUGAUAAUGUUUCUAAAGAAGUUCCUAUAGUUGUAGUUAAAGCUACUAAAACUUCUGCUAUAAAUACUGAUUCUGGUUUUGAUUCUGAUGAUCUCUCACCUUUAUCUAAUACUGAAGUUUCUACAAUUACUAAUCUUGAAUCAGACCUGUUAAUGAUUAAAAAAGAUCAAAAUAGUGAAUAUACUGCUCCAAAAUUUCCUCUUUGUUGUGCUAAUAACAAAAUGCAAUUACUACUUUUACUUAAACCUCUAUCUUAUUUACUAAAUCUUUAUACUUCAACUAAUCCUGAUGCACAAGUAAGAGAUAUUAUACAUAAUAAUGUAACUACUGAAAUUUCAAUAAUAAUUCAUGAUAAUAGAAAUCAAGAUAUUUGUCAUUAUAAUGCUUUAACAACUCCUGACGUAGCUGCAAUAAUGGAUGCCUAUUUGCUUGAAGCAACUUUUAUACAGACAGAACACCAACUACGACAGCUUUUUGCGACUAUACUUUUAUUUUGCCAACUUGUAAAACCUGAGUUAUUAUGGAAUAAUCAUAAAAUUGCAUUAUAUAAGAAUAUUUUAUAUCAAGCUUAUAUACAAUUACAAGAUCUUAAAGAUGCAAAUGAUAUUCCUGCUAUAAUUGAACAUGAAGUUCUUACUCAAUUAAAAAAUAUAUUUUUACUAAGUGAAAAAUCUUUAAAAAAUUUUUCUGAUAUGCCAAUUCCCUUUAUUACUUCAAAUAUUAAUAAUGAUAAAGAAGAAUUAAAUUAUUUAAUACGUGAAGAGAUAUAUUACGAUAUAACAGACUUAGAAGCUGAAUUACAAUGCAAUAUACCUUUGUUAAAUAAUGAUCAACAUGCAGUAUUUGAUAUUAUUAUAAGAGCAAUUGACAAUAAAGAAGGAGAAUGUUUUUUUAUUGAUAAACCAG